AGUGGGAAGAAUGCCCCUUACAUUGGAGGUCAGUGGGAAGAAUGCUCCUUACAUUGGAGGUCAGUGGGAAGAAUGCUCCUUACAUUGGAGGUCAGUGGCAAGAAUGCCCCUUACAUUGGAGGUCAGUGGGAAGAAAGUCCCUUACAUUGGAGGUCAGUGGGAAAAAUGUUCCUUACAUUGGAGGUCAGUGGAAAGAAUCUUCCUUACAUUGGUGAUUAGUGGGAAGAAUGACCCUUACAUUGAUGAUCAGUGGGAAGAAUGCUUCUUACAUUGGUGGCCAGUGAGAAGAAUGCUCCCUAUAUUGGUGGUCAGUGGGAAGAAUGCUCCUUACAUUGGU
Molecule: messenger RNA, 337 nt
Organism: Staurois parvus
Lineage: Eukaryota; Metazoa; Chordata; Amphibia; Anura; Ranidae
Source: the annotation of a GenBank genome assembly